Messenger RNA from Funneliformis geosporum, 411 nucleotides. Lineage: Eukaryota; Fungi; Glomeromycota; Glomeromycetes; Glomerales; Glomeraceae. The record is from the annotation of a GenBank genome assembly.
AUGGCAUUACAAAUGAUCUUAGAUAUUAAUAAUGAGACUAGGCAUUUACAUAAUCGAAUUGCACUAUUAGUAGCUGAUUGGCCUGGGCAGUUGUUUAUUCGAAAAGCAUUAACACAUUUACAAAAAUCAGAUUCACAAUAUUCUAUACCAGCUGAAAUCAAUUCAUUUAUUCCAAUUUUGGACAAUAGAAAUCACUGUGAACUUAAAGAUACCUUUGAAAAAAUAAAAACACAUUCUUAUACACCACUAUUAUUAAACCUAUUGACAGAAAAAACAUCAUUAUUUUUAAUAGAUUAUUUUUAUGAUAUUUUUAAAAAUCGAGGAAAAGAAGAAACAGUUGAUUCAAAAUGCCUUCCAACAGGAUAUAAUGCUAAUAUACCUUCAUCACCAAAUGAAUGUGGUUAUUGUUGA